Racocetra persica is the source of this 308-nucleotide messenger RNA. Lineage: Eukaryota; Fungi; Glomeromycota; Glomeromycetes; Diversisporales; Gigasporaceae. The record is from the annotation of a GenBank genome assembly.
CAAACACACAAUCCAAAAUCGAUUUAUUAGAAGAAUUAAAUUUUAAGCUUCAGGCUGAGAAUAGUGAACUUAAAAAUGAGCAUGCUAAAGUCAAGGCUGAAAAUGCAAAAUUAAAACAAGCUUUAGAAAAAUAUAAAACCAGAUUCACGAAUCUAAAGCAGAGAGAUAAAGAAAAGACUAACCUUAUUGCUAAAAUUGAACAGAGCGAUAAAGAAAAAACUAACCUUAUUGCUAAACUAGAAUAUGAUGUCUCAUUAAUCAAGAAACAAAGCUUGCAAGACAAGGACAUGGCUUUAAUAAGUGAAGAA